AUGCCGAGGCUGAACUGGCUCUUUCCCUAUCUGGUGGCAAUAACGACAGGUGGGCUUGUUCUACAGCUCCGUCAUGGCUUGGGAUGCAAGCAGGAGCCUUUGAAGGAAGCGAUGAUGGAGAGAGGACCGGAAUACGCUGAUUCCACUCGCGAAAAACGACACGUAGGGAAGGUGGGAGAGCCAACAAUUAUAGAGAGACGAGCCCAUAUUAAGUCCAAGGAGGAAAAUUCUGGGAGUAUUGAGGCCAUAGAGCCGAAAGCGAACAACGGAAGCAUGGUCCCCCGAAAGGAGAAAUUGUGUACUGAGAUGUGGGAUGAAAGUGCAUCUGCGAAGGCUGGGCUAAAUUUCAAUAUGUCCACUCCCAAGGAACGUAUUGCUGCGCUGCAAGCCAACAGUGGACUUACACCUCCUGGGAAUGGAUCGUCACGAUUUUCGACUCCAUCUCCAGGCCCGCAGCGCUCGCCGUCGGAAAAGGUGCCUGCGAAUCGCUUGAGCGACAAAACAGCGCGUUUCGACAAACUUGGCAGGGCACCUGUGCCGAGAAGUGGCUUUGGAUUAGGAUCUCCGCCUCCUCCCGUGCCAAUUCCGUGAAAUACGAGUCAUUCAAGCAAUUUAUGGAGUAAACAGUUAGCCACUGAUGCCAAGCUGACUCGGAGCACAUCAAACCGCUUUUCAAGGGAACCAUCUGAAGAACAACCCACUUCUCCAUCUGAGCCGCGUCCCUUUGAAACGAUAAAAGCUCGUCCACCAUCGGUUCUCUCUGCACGUAGUCCUUUGGAACGCGGACUGAUAUCUCAAAUAACUGGAGAACCGCUUAGUCUCCCAAUGAGAUCACAAUCGUUGCGCCCUGAAUCCCCUACACCAUUGCCCAAAAGCCUAGUUUCUUCUGUUGAAUAACCUAUGGCUAUGCUGACGACCAGUGCUGCGUCUAAUUUGCCAGCUUCUCCGACCCUGCGUCCGACGGAUGCCACGAGCUCAGUCGCUACUGAAAUAGACGUGUCAAGUGAGAGAGC
Messenger RNA from Cantharellus anzutake, 1013 nucleotides. RefSeq lists its product as uncharacterized. The record is from RefSeq and is a predicted model, not a curated record. Bases 1 to 591 code for a protein of 196 amino acids. The transcript is spliced from 5 exons. NCBI's taxonomy places the organism in Eukaryota, Fungi, Basidiomycota, Agaricomycetes, Cantharellales, Hydnaceae.